CUCGGCGCUGGGGCCGGCCUGGCCACGUCACCGCCGGGCCGAGAGAGCGCUGGCGGAGCGGCGGCGCCCGGGCGGAGUGCGGGGCGCGCCGGACCCACAGGCCGGGCGGUGGACGUGGCAGCCGCCUUGCCCGACAGAAAGUUUCCCUGGAGUUGGCUGCGCCAGGGCGCAGGGCGGGCGGGCUGGAACAUGAACGUGUUCCGCAUCCUCGGCGACCUGAGCCACCUCCUCGCCAUGAUCUUGCUCCUGGGAAAGAUCUGGAGAUCCAAGUGCUGCAAGGGCAUCUCUGGGAAGAGCCAGAUCCUUUUCGCUGUUGUCUUCACCACCAGGUACCUGGACCUGUUCACCAACUUCAUCUCCGUCUACAACACAGUCAUGAAGGUGGUUUUCCUCCUCUGUGCUUAUGUCACAGUGUAUAUGAUCUACGGGAAAUUUCGGAAAACGUUUGACAGUGAGAAUGACACGUUCCGCCUGGAGUUCCUUCUGGUCCCCGUCAUUGGCCUCUCGUUCCUGGAGAAUUAUAAUUUCACUCCCCUGGAGAUCCUCUGGACUUUCUCUAUCUACCUGGAGUCGGUGGCCAUUCUGCCCCAGCUCUUCAUGAUCAGCAAGACUGGAGAGGCCGAGACCAUUACUACCCACUAUCUGUUCUUCCUGGGGCUAUACCGGGCACUCUACCUGGCUAACUGGAUCAGGCGAUACCAGACUGAGAAUUUCUAUGACCAAAUUGCAGUUGUGUCUGGAGUGGUACAGACCAUCUUCUACUGUGACUUCUUCUACUUGUAUGUGACCAAAGUCCUUAAAGGAAAGAAGUUAAGUCUUCCGGUGCCAAUUUGAGGUCCUCAGAGAUGUCCUACAGCUCAAGGACGCGACGCCAACUAUUUAAAAUGUUCUACUGGGUGACUUAUACAUGACUCAGACGUUAAAAUUAAAGCCAGAAAAAUGAAAAUAGUGUGGAUUUCAGCAAAGCAUUGAUCCUUCUAUCUAGAAGCCUUUCUCAUCAAUACAUCCCUUAUGAGGUAAUGAAAACCUUGGCCAAUUACACAAAUACGGGGCCGCAUGUCAACUGGAACAAGAAACCCUGGGUGCCUCACCCAUGAAUAGAUCAAAUAAGCCAUUGAUCUCUAAACUCCGAGUGCAAGACUCAUGCCAAGAACAGUCCAUCUCAACUAGGAAAGAUGUCCGAGUACAAGGCAAGCCACAUUUACCAGCUUUGGCAAGACUUAAGCACUUCUAUGCCUCUCCUUUAAAAUCUACUUGAGUCCUAUUGUAGUACAAGGUAGUCCCACACUCAGUACCGUAAUCCCAAGUCACAACCCCAUGUGGGUACCAUUAGCAUGUAUUUUACAGGGGGGGACAAGAUACCCAAGCCUUUACCUGGCUUGUUGCUUUGUGACUCCAAUUUUUGCAUUAAGACCAAUCAAUCCCACCUCCCUUUCACAUUUUUAGGUACUAAGGUGAUUUCCAACAUCCCAACCUUGGCCUGAAGCAAAUAAAACUUAUUAAGAGGACUAUCACUGGACUCUAGUCAGAGAAUUUUUAAGCAAUAAAACGCUCGGCACCUUAAUUGUCAACAGUGUUUUAUUUAUACCUACAAAAGAAAACAAGAUGGUAUCAAAAGGACAAUUUACAAACUAAGAAUAGCAACAUAGUUUUUUAGCAUCCUGUGCCUGAACAUCACACAUCUACAAAUCUUUCAAGUCUUAACGCAAACAGGAAUGUGUUCAGAGACCAGCAAGGACGUGAAUAGAGCACUGAUCCCGAGCAAAAGCCACCAACCUUUUAGAUGAGAGCAGUCCACACACACAAUGAACUGUUAGGGAGGGACUGGGGAGAAGCAGCCCCAAAGCUUAAUAUUGAAAUCCUUUCCCUAAAUGGGUUUCCACCAUGACCACAUACCUAGCAUCAAAUGAGAUCUCUUCUGCUCAGGUUCUGAAAGCAAAGGCAGAACCGAAUUAUGAGUGACAGACACAGAGGCAGCAGUUACUUUCGAGCUACAGGAAAAACUCUGCUCGAUUCCAGCUGUACUCAGUCCACAAUAGCCUUUAAGAUUUGGAAUAUGCUGUUAUUCUGAUUAUAUGAUUACAACAUCACUGGUGGGUACAAGGGAAGCAAGCAGACCAAAUACCACUUGCUUGCCCAGAAACCUCUCCCGAAAAGGGAUGCUUGUAAGACCUGCAAGAAUAGGACACCCCCACCAGAGGCACCGGUUUUU
Messenger RNA from Rhinolophus ferrumequinum (greater horseshoe bat), 2212 nucleotides. RefSeq names its product KDEL endoplasmic reticulum protein retention receptor 3 (gene KDELR3). Gene Ontology annotation, molecular function: ER lumen protein retrieval receptor activity. The transcript is spliced from 5 exons. NCBI's taxonomy places the organism in Eukaryota, Metazoa, Chordata, Mammalia, Chiroptera, Rhinolophidae. The record is from RefSeq and is a predicted model, not a curated record. Gene Ontology annotation, cellular component: cis-Golgi network; membrane; endoplasmic reticulum. Gene Ontology annotation, biological process: endoplasmic reticulum to Golgi vesicle-mediated transport; protein retention in ER lumen. Bases 190 to 834 code for a protein of 214 amino acids.